Messenger RNA from Vombatus ursinus (common wombat), 748 nucleotides. Its product is annotated as tripartite motif-containing protein 43-like. Gene Ontology annotation, molecular function: zinc ion binding. NCBI's taxonomy places the organism in Eukaryota, Metazoa, Chordata, Mammalia, Diprotodontia, Vombatidae. The record is from RefSeq and is a predicted model, not a curated record. Bases 1 to 477 code for a protein of 158 amino acids. The transcript is spliced from 2 exons.
AUGCUGCAGGAAUGGCAGAGGGAAAUCACCUGUAGCAUCUGUAGGAGCUACCUCUGUGAGCCAGUCACCAUAGGGUGUGGGCACAGCUUUUGCAGAGCAUGUCUCUCCUGGAGUUGGAGAGUUGCAACUCAAGCUUCCUCUUGUCCUGAAUGCAGCCAGGUGUCCCAGCCUUUGCAGAACACUGAGGAACAGAGCCAGUGUGCCAGGCACAAGAAAGUGCUCAAGGUCUUUUGUGAAGAUGACCAGACACCCCUCUGCGUGAGAUGUUCCCAAAGCCCAGAGCAUGGGGCUCACAAGCUCUCUCCUGUAGAAGAGGCUGCUCACAACUGCAGGGAGAAGCUCCAGUACAUUCAGAGGGACUUGGGGAAGCAUCUUGAAGAAGCUGAGAAGCUUUUUGCUGAGGAGGAGACACUCGCUCUUGACUGGCAUUGGAUGAUCAUGGGAGAAUAUAACAAACUUCACUACUUCCUCAUGUAGGAAGAAGCCCAAUGUCUUGAAAGGGUGAAGGAAGAGGAAAGGGUGAGCCAGGACAGACUCUCCCAGCAUAUGCAAAGCCUUCAGGACCUCAUGCUAGAGCUGCAGGAGGCAGGCCACCAACCCAAUGUGGGUCUGCUAGGGGAAGUUGAGCAGUUGCUGACAAGGACUGAGUCAGUGUUGUCCCAAAGGGCCAAGGCUGUGGCCCCAGAGCUGAGAGAAUACCCCAUCCCUGGCAUGAUGGAGAUGCUCAACCGGUUCAGAGUGGACAUCA